Messenger RNA from Perca flavescens (yellow perch), 1330 nucleotides. RefSeq names its product deoxynucleoside triphosphate triphosphohydrolase SAMHD1-like. Bases 47 to 1330 code for a protein of 427 amino acids. The record is from RefSeq and is a predicted model, not a curated record. NCBI's taxonomy places the organism in Eukaryota, Metazoa, Chordata, Actinopteri, Perciformes, Percidae. Gene Ontology annotation, molecular function: dGTPase activity. The transcript has 11 exons. Gene Ontology annotation, cellular component: nucleus. Gene Ontology annotation, biological process: defense response to virus; regulation of innate immune response; dGTP catabolic process.
ACCUGGGUUUACUGGGACUCUUUUGGGUCAUACUUGGACUGAGUUUAUGUUCUAUGUGUUCUGUCAGGUGUUUAAUGAUCCCAUCCACGGGACGGUGGAGUUACACCCACUUCUCAUUAAAAUCAUCGACACACCUCAGUUCCAGAGACUGAGAAACAUCAAGCAGCUUGGAGGGGUCUACUUUGUUUACCCUGGAGCAUCCCACAACCGCUUUGAACACUCCAUUGGGGUGGCGCACUUGGCAGGUCAACUUGUUGAGGCUCUGCGUACAAGGCAGCCGGAACUCAACAUUGAUGACAGAGACGUCCUUUGUGUGAAGAUUGCUGGUCUCUGCCAUGACCUGGGACAUGGACCCUUUUCCCAUCUGUAUGAUAAAAUGUUCAUACCCAAAGUACAACCAGAAAAUGAGUGGAAGCAUGAAGACAACUCUGUAAAGAUGUUUCACCACCUGGUGGAAUCUAAUAAUAAAAAGCUGGAGCUGGAGAUGAAGAAUAAGUAUGGUCUGACUGAUGAUGACUUGAAUUUCAUCAAAAAGUUGAUUGAAGGACUGAAGGACCCUACAGAAGUCCAGUGGUCAAAGAUUGGUCGGACAGAGGACAAAUUCUUCCUGUUUGAAAUCGUGGCCAACAAAAGCAACGGCAUUGAUGUGGACAAGUUUGACUACUUUGCCAGGGACUGCUACCACCUGGGCAUGAAGAACAACUUUGACCAUCUCCGCUUCAUACAGUUUGCCAGAGUGAUUAAAGUGAAAAAAGACGGGCUGAAUCACAUCUGCAGUAGAGACAAGGAGGUGGGCAAUCUGUAUGACAUGUUCUACACCAGGAACUGUCUCCACAGAAGAGCCUACCAGCACAAAGUGAACAAGAUCAUAGAGUAUAUGAUCGCAGAGGCCUUUGUAAAAGCAGACGAGCAUAUCAAGAUUAAAGGCUCAAGAGGGAAAGAGUUCACUCUCUCUACAGCCAUAGAUGACAUGGAGGCCUACACCAAGCUGACAGAUCAUGUGUUUGAACAAAUACUCGAGCUGGAUGAAGCAAAGGUCCCCAACUCUUCUUCCGCGGAUCUGGCUGAGGCAAGGAAGAUACUAGAAAGGAUCAUCUCUCGAGAUCACUACAGGUUUCUGGGUGAAACCAAGCCUAGACAAGUCCCAACCAGGGAGAAGAUUAACGGUUGGAAAGAGGAAUUGGAUCAAGCCAGACAGGAUGAUCAUGAUCUGGAACCAAUACUCAACCCCUUCACUAGGGAGACGGCUGAGGCAUGUCGGAUUCUAUCUGAAGCCAUCUCUGGAACCCUCGACAGCUUCAGACAGCCAGAGAAACCCACAGAGGUGUGA